This is a messenger RNA of Ectocarpus sp. CCAP 1310/34, 1010 nucleotides long. The record is from the annotation of a GenBank genome assembly. Lineage: Eukaryota; Phaeophyceae; Ectocarpales; Ectocarpaceae.
CUCCGCUGGCACCUCUCUUUUGUGCACCUGACAGCGAGCUGUGACGCUGCUGUACAUGCCUCUGCUGCUGUGCCUACGUCGGCCACUCUGUUGGUUGUAUUGUGUUUGCAUGCUCCUCCAGCAGCAAAGGCGUUGGCGCGCAUACAUGCGCGGCAGAAUGCAUCAAACCUCUACCGUCUGCUACUUGCAGUUGUUGGGAACCCCACGUCCACCCCUGACAAACCGACCUGCCCUUCCCACCCCCCUAUCGCGACAGAUUUUCUCACAGCAGCAGCAACAUGCCGAAACCCAGUUCUCCAGCCACACCGCCCGCUCCGAUGAGGUGCUCAACGAGUUCAGGAAGCUUCCUCAGGGCGGCAAGAUAAUGGCCGAGUACAUUUGGAUCGGCGGCACCGGGCAGGACCUCCGCUGCAAGACCCGAACCUUCCCCGCCAAGGAGGGCGGCUACGCCGUGGCCGAUCUGCUUGUUCGGCACGAGCAUUCAGACGAAUGCAAGGGGUCGUAGCGUGCAGAUCACGAGGAGUGACUGCUUCACGCAGGCGUGCCGCGCGGUGUGGCCGGGGGAUGAACCCGUGCCAGCGGCCAUUUCGGACGCCUUCCUGUCGUUAUAUUUGAGGGUGUACGAUAGGCUGCUCAUGGGGCAUGAGGGAUGGAAUGUGUGCUGGACGACGUCUUGCUCACGAGGAUUUGGAAGAUUUGCGCGCCGAUAUGCAUGUACAUGCCGUGCUUGUUUUUUAUGGCUGGUUGGUUCCGGAUCGAGCAGACCGUCGAGGAUUGUGCGUGGUUUGCCGGGCGUCUUGUCUCCGCAUGUUGUUGAGUUCGCUGGGCUAAUUUCGAUAAAUGGUACCGGCAAGGCACCCGUCGGUGAGAGUAGCGGUGGUGCAUUCUUCAAGUAGCAUUGGCAACGAGCAUUGGCACCUUUUGAAGUCACACCCGUAGAACGGCGUAGGCAUGUGUAUGUCGAGGUCAGCGUGGUGUGGUUACGAAGACAACGAAAAAAAAACUUUACG